CUGUCUGUAUGUGUUGCAAUUUAUAUCAUUGAUCACGUUUGAUGCAAUGAUACGUGGUAGCUGUUUUCUCCUAUGCCUAAACUCUGUUUUUAAUUGGAUUGGUUUAUAUCAGUUAGGAAGUUUGUUUUGUUAGGUUGGUUGGGGGUUAGGAUACUGAUUGGGGUGUUUUCCCAUCUUAACAUUUUGUGUGGUCAAGGUGAACGAGGCAGAGGAGGAGCGCCUACGCAGCGAACGGGAGCACAUGCGUGUCACCCACUCUUGUCAGACGGCAGAGGCUCGAGUCCAGACCCUGCAGAAAUCUCUCAAGAGGGCCAUCAUUAAAUCCAAGCCUUACUUCGAGCUCAAGGCCCAGUUCAACUACAUACUUGAGGAGCACAAAACCAAAGUGAUGCAGCUGGAGGAGCAUGUGACCAAAGUGAAAAACCGCUACUCUGUCGCCCUGCACAAACUGGAGCAAAUCAGCGAGGCCAUUCACGCUCAGAGGGGACGGGACCAUAUGGAAGAUGGACAAACCAUGGCCUGUGGUGGGCGGAGUGCCCCUAUUGGGGCGGAGUCGGACAGUGUGGUGUGUGGUGCCGAGGGCGGGGCAUGUGGAGGAGGGGCAAUAGAGACUGACAGGGUGGACAGAAGCGGAGUGGUGGAUAAGAAAAUUGGGCUGGUGGAGAAAUACAGGGAGAACGGGCGAGAGAGGCCCGAGACACAUGGAGAGAGAGCAGGGUCAGAUUCCCUCUCCGUCUUCAGUCUGCAGACCAUCGCUUCCGACCUGGAGAAAUGCGAUUCCAUCGAACACCUCGGGGAAUUUAGCGAUGUGGGCAGUCUGCCUGGGGAGGAUGGAGAGAUUGAGAGGGAGGACAGCGGGGGAGGGAGGGAAAGAGAAAGAAGGGAAGGACAAAUGCAGCGCCAACAGCAGUUCCUGAAGCAACAUCACAGGAGCUUCAGCUUGUGAGACCUGUCCUUCUCGCUUAUAGUUUAUCAAUUGAAAAGAAAAUAAGUGUCCGGUCUAGCAAGCUCAUUAUCCUGGCAAAGAGGAAACUCAGAUCUGCUCUAUCUAAAGUAACACAUUUAAACGGGUGUAUGAUACUACGUAGUAACGAAGAACAGGUACGCUGACAAGUAAGACCUGACAUUAUAAGGAGCCUGACAGGUUUUGCAUCGUAUUACAACACUACUGAAACUCCUAAACCGUACAUGCCUCUGAGAUUAGCUGCUUUACUUCCCUUAUUCUGGCAAUAAGGAAACCUUAGACAGGUAUGUCCUAGUGCAUGAAGGAACAAUCCAUGUAAGAGACUACAAUAAACGUGACAAACGGGGUCCCUAUUCAAUCUAAAUGAUGUAACUGAAUUUCUGGUGUAAGUUAAAAACAAUGUUCUCGUGGAACAAAAAAGUACGUGUGAAUUCAUAUGCAUGUCGAAUCUAGAUUUUUGUUUCACACUGUAAAUAUUGUUUAAUUUAGUACAUAAAUUCAAACGUGAAUUGCAAAAAGUGCUAGAAGAAUUUGUUUUUUAAUAUAUUAUUAUUAUAAUUUUUUAAAAUAUCUUUUUAAUAUUCUGGAAACCUGGUUUCAGGGUUCGAAUCAAAAGGACCCCAAAAACACACUAAAGAGGGUUACAAACUCCAUCAACUUGUUUGAUGACAGAAAGCACUCCGGACUAUUUAUUUGGACUUUUGUUAUAUGGAUACUAGUAUUCAGGGCUAACUAAAAAAUUUAAUAAAUUGUUCAUAAAAGAUCACGCUGACAUAUUGUAUUUUACUAUUUUAAGCCCUUCAUUUUAAGAUCCGAUUGUUUAGUAUUUUUUAAAUAAAAUUAUUUCCCUAUAUAUUGUUUAUUUAGAGCCACCUGGGUCAUAAACUGAAAUGUGCCUUGCCUUUGACACAGUACGACGCAAACAAAGACAGCAUAGCACUGGCUGCAACAGCAUACUGUUCAAAUUUGUGUAUACAGUAUUAAACUGUGGUCAACAGUUGAGAAAUACUCCCAUGAAGGACAUGCUUUUGACAAUAUGAUUAAUUUGAAUAAUCUAUGAGUCAUCCUAACACUGUUUUGUCUAGACUUGUUCUAUUUUUAUUUUAUUAAUUUGAAUAUGUUGUCUGUGUACUGCUUUGGCAAAGUGGAGGGUACAAGAAAUGUAUUCAAUAGAUUAAAUGUAAGUUUGUGUAUAAUUACAACAUUAUAGAUAAACUAAUGAAAUGUACAAAUGUAUUUGAAUGUCCUUGAAUAGUUAUUUUAAAGGGAUCUUUAUUUUAAAGGGAUCUUAUUUAAUGCUGGUUAUCUGCUGUAUUCCUGGUUUGACCUCAGUCUCUGUCCCGCUCUUUACAUACUUCCAAUAUAUCCAUAUCUUCCCCUCAUUCUCUCAGCCAUAGAAAUAGAAUGACUAGUAAUUGUAUUUCUGUGCUUUCAACCUCAAUCAUUGUCCAUUUGAUGUCUUCCUCUUUAUUUAUUCAUAAAGUGGUGCAGUAGUGUCACCCAGCUAUAUAGUACAGUUCACUGUUGUUAUUUACAUGUAUGCAAUAUCAAACAGUUAAAGAAUAAAAUAAGAGGAAUCUUGA
This is a messenger RNA of Oncorhynchus gorbuscha (pink salmon), 2547 nucleotides long. RefSeq names its product SH3 domain-binding protein 5-like. Gene Ontology annotation, cellular component: cytoplasm. The record is from RefSeq and is a predicted model, not a curated record. Lineage: Eukaryota; Metazoa; Chordata; Actinopteri; Salmoniformes; Salmonidae. The transcript has 2 exons. Gene Ontology annotation, molecular function: protein kinase inhibitor activity. Gene Ontology annotation, biological process: negative regulation of protein tyrosine kinase activity; intracellular signal transduction. Bases 242 to 946 code for a protein of 234 amino acids.